AUGGGAAGCAUGUCCACGACGAAGGCCUGGAACAGCUCCUCAGUGACCAUGUUCACCCUCCUGGGAUUUGCAGACCAUCCAGAACUCCAGGCCCCCCUCUUUGUGACCUUCCUGGGCAUCUAUCUUGUAUCCCUGGCCUGGAACCUGGUUCUCAUCUUUCUGAUCAGAGGUGACACUCGCCUACACACACCGAUGUACUUCUUCCUCAGCAACCUGUCCCUCAUUGACAUAUGCUACUCUUCCACAGUGGCUCCCAAGAUGCUCAUUGACUUCUUUCAGGAACAGAAGACCAUAUCAUUCUUGGGCUGUGCUGCUCAGUUCUUUUUCUUUGUCGGCAUGGGUCUAACUGAGUGCUUCCUCCUGACUGCUAUGGCAUACGACCGAUAUGCAGCCGUUUCCAGCCCUCUGCUCUACAUUGCCAUCAUGUCCCAGCGCCUCUGCAUAUGCAUGGUGGUUGGGGCCUAUGUCGGUGGCUUCCUGAGCUCCCUGGUCCAGACCAACUCCAUAUUUCGGCUCCACUUCUGUGGACCCAAUAUCAUCAACCAUUUCUUCUGUGACCUCCCACCCAUCCUGGCACUUUCUUGCUCUGACACCUUCUUCAGUCAAGUGCUGAAUUUCCUCAUGGUGGUCACUGUUGGGGGCAUAUCAUUCCUCAUCCUCCUCAUCUCCUACAGUUACAUCAUGUCUGCUGUCUUGAAGAUCCGCUCAGUGGAAGGUCGAAGGAAAGCCUUCAACACAUGUGCCUCGCAUCUGAUGGUGGUGACUCUGUUGUUUGGGACUGCCCUUUUCAUGUACCUGAGACCCAGCUCCAGAUAUUCACUCAGCAGAGACAAGGUGGUGUCUGUAUUCUAUUCGCUGGUGACCCCCAUGCUAAACCCUCUCAUUUACAGCUUGAGAAACAAAGAGAUCAAAGAUGCCCUGUGGAAGAUGUUGAAGAAGGUGUUUUCCUAG
Hippopotamus amphibius kiboko is the source of this 951-nucleotide messenger RNA. Its product is annotated as olfactory receptor 5A1-like. Gene Ontology annotation, biological process: G protein-coupled receptor signaling pathway; sensory perception of smell. Bases 1 to 951 code for a protein of 316 amino acids. NCBI's taxonomy places the organism in Eukaryota, Metazoa, Chordata, Mammalia, Artiodactyla, Hippopotamidae. The transcript has a single exon. Gene Ontology annotation, cellular component: membrane. The record is from RefSeq and is a predicted model, not a curated record. Gene Ontology annotation, molecular function: odorant binding; G protein-coupled receptor activity; olfactory receptor activity.